UUCUGAUCUCCGUGGCGGACGGUCGUGCGUCCGAGCCCCCGCGCACACCUGUGGCGCCCAGUGACGCGGCAGACCCGAAGGAUUACAGUGUAUGUGAUCAGUGUUGUGUUAUGAAUGGAAACUGGAUGUGUACAUUUCCGCAGAUACAGAUUCGCGAAUCCUUCAGUGACAUGGAGUGUGUCAGUGGUCUGUGGCAGUGACUUGUAGUGACAGGACUUGUGACAUAAGUGACAAGAUAGUGUUGUGACAGUUAAAAUGUGGAGGUGAUUUAACUGUAGUCAAAGUAAAGUAUGUGCCGUGAGUUCAACAUAAAAAUAGGAAAAUGUACGCCCAAAUUAGGAUAAUACUUGUUGCUGUUAGUGUGGUGGUGUGUACGGCAGGAUUCCAACAGCAAUACUUUAGGGUGGUGCCGCGAAGCCUGAGGGUGCAGGAGGGAGCCGAAGCUGUCCUGGAGUGCGCUGUCGCCAACUUGGCUGGCCAGGUGCAGUGGACCAAGGAUGGGUUCGCUCUUGGAUACUCCUCAGUCAUACCAGGAUACCCUCGGUACGCGAUGUUCGGAGACAGGAGGAACGGUGUCUACAACCUGAGGAUCGUGAACGUCACUCUGGAAGAUGAUGCGGAGUACCAGUGCCAGGUCGGGCCUGCGCAGAUGCACAAAGUGAUCCGGGCUAAUGCCUCCCUCACUGUUAUAUGUAAGUACAUUUAAAUAAUUUUUUCAGGU
This is a messenger RNA of Manduca sexta (tobacco hornworm), 721 nucleotides long. RefSeq names its product irregular chiasm C-roughest protein-like. Gene Ontology annotation, biological process: cell-cell adhesion. The record is from RefSeq and is a predicted model, not a curated record. Gene Ontology annotation, cellular component: cell-cell junction. Bases 323 to 706 code for a protein of 127 amino acids. Gene Ontology annotation, molecular function: cell adhesion molecule binding. Lineage: Eukaryota; Metazoa; Arthropoda; Insecta; Lepidoptera; Sphingidae. The transcript has 4 exons.